AUGAUUCUCAAAGGAUUUUGUGGACUGUGUGUUCUCUUAAAAUCGAACAAGUCAAAUUGCAGAACGAAGCAACGUUGUUGUUAUGAUGUACCAGGUCUAAUAUUCGCAGUCGGAGGUCUCACCAAUACGGGUGAUUCAUUGUCAACUGUGGAAAUGUUCGAUCCCACCACAAUGAUGUAUAAAGGUAAAUGGACGUGUGUGGAGCCAAUGAAUUCGAUUCGUUCGCGCGUGGGUGUUGCGGUGAUGAAUCGUCAGUUGUAUGCGAUCGGUGGUUUUAAUGGUCACGAUCGCUUGAAGACUGUCGAAGUUUUUGAUCAUGAGAGCAAUAAGUGGCGAGAGGUGUGCCCAUUGACGAACAAACGGUCAGCGCUCGGUGCAGCUGUGGUCAAUGAACGUCUUUACGUAUGCGGUGGCUACGAUGGCAUUUCAUCGUUAUCCUCAGUUGAAGUGUACAAUGCAAACGCCGAUAAAUGGUCGAUGACUACACACAUGCACAAACAACGUUCCGCAGCUGGAAUCGCGGUUCUUGAUAACUUUAUUUAUGUGAUCGGUGGGCAUGACGGGAUGUCAAUAUUCAAUUCGGUUGAACGUUUCAAUGUGGAAACUGGUGAAUGGCAACUUGUAAAACCAAUGGGAAGUAAACGUUGUCGACUCGGGGCAGCCGCAUUGCGUGGAAAAAUCUAUGUUUGUGGAGGGUUAGUUUUAUGGUUGUUGUUGUCGUUUUGA
Messenger RNA from Anisakis simplex (herring worm), 726 nucleotides. Lineage: Eukaryota; Metazoa; Nematoda; Chromadorea; Rhabditida; Anisakidae. The record is from the annotation of a GenBank genome assembly.